This is a messenger RNA of Artibeus jamaicensis (Jamaican fruit-eating bat), 2299 nucleotides long. RefSeq names its product arylsulfatase L (gene ARSL). The transcript has 11 exons. The record is from RefSeq and is a predicted model, not a curated record. The coding region runs from base 257 to 2044 and encodes 595 amino acids. Gene Ontology annotation, molecular function: arylsulfatase activity. NCBI's taxonomy places the organism in Eukaryota, Metazoa, Chordata, Mammalia, Chiroptera, Phyllostomidae.
GAGACUGCAGUCAGCAGUCGGCCUGCUUCCUUCUCCAAGAGCUGCCAGCUGCCUUCUCUGCAAACUUUGUUUAUUUGAAGAGUCAAUCAGUUGCUGCAUACCGGUGUCUCCACUGGAGAGGGGGCGACUCCCAGCCGGCAGCAGCUCGGGUCCCGCAGUUCAGACAGAGGUCGCCCGCACAAGCCUCCUUGGGGUGGCCUCCGCCUGGCCCAGCACGCCACAGCCGGCAUCCAGGAGCUCCCAGUCGGGGCAGAACAUGAUACCUCUGGAACGUUCUUGGAGCUGGCUGGCCGUGGGCAUCUGCCUACUGGCCUGCAGACCCUCCGAUGGGAGGGAUUUCUCCGGCUCCCGCCCCAAUAUUCUGCUCCUCAUGGCCGAUGAUCUGGGCAUCGGGGACGUCGGCUGCUAUGGCAACAACACAAUCAGGACUCCGAAUAUCGACCGCCUGGCCGCGGAAGGGGUGCGGCUCACCCAGCACCUGGCGGCCGCCUCCGUCUGCACCCCAAGCCGGGCCGCCUUCCUCACGGGCAGGUACCCUCUCCGAUCCGGCAUGGUGUCCAGCCAAGGCAACCGCGUUCUGCUGUGGACUGGGGUCCCGGGAGGCCUUCCGACCAACGAGACCACGUUUGCGAAGAUACUACAAGGUCAAGGCUAUGCCACUGGACUCAUAGGAAAAUGGCACCUGGGUCUGAACUGCAGAUCCUCUGCAGAUCACUGCCACCACCCCCUGAACCACGGCUUCGACCACUUCUACGGGAUGCCGUUUUCCAUGAUGGCGGAUUGCGCCACAUGGGUGAUUUCGGAGAAGCAGGAAUAUCUGAAGCGCAGGCUCGACUGGUACGUGGUGUUGGCGAGCUGCGUUGCCCUCGGGCUCGCGGCAGGGAAGCGCAUCGGCCUCUUCAGCCUCUCGUGGGCGCUGGCCCUCUGCCCCGCGGCUGUGGCCGUCCUGUUCUUCACGGCCUCGCGUUUCAUCGGCACGCUGGUGGUGCACGCGGACUGCUUCCUGAUGAGAAACCACAGCAUCACCGAGCAGCCCAUGAACUUGUCCAGGACGACGCCUCUCUUCCUCCGGGAGGUCUCGGCGUUUGUCGACAGAAACAAACAAAGGCCUUUCCUGCUCUUUGUGUCCUUCCUGCACACCCACAUCCCUCUGGUCACCACGGAGGACUUCCUCGGGGGCAGCGUGCACGGGCUGUACGGCGACAACGUGCAGGAGAUGGACUGGAUGGUGGGGCGGAUCCUUGACACUUUGGAGACAGCGGGUCUGGCCAACAAUACCCUGGUGUAUUUCACGUCGGAUCACGGGGGUUCCUUGGAGGCUCAGCUGGGGGGCCACCAGUAUGGGGGCUGGAACGGGAUCUACAGAGGCAGCAAAGGCACGGCAGGCUGGGAAGGCGGGAUCCGGGUGCCCGGGAUUUUCCGCUGGCCCGGGGUGCUGCCCGCCGGCCGGGUGGUCUCCGAGCCCACCAGCCUCAUGGAUGUCUUCCCCACCGUGGUCCAGCUGGGGGGCGGCGAGGUGCCCCGGGACAGGGUGAUCGACGGCCGGGACUUGCUGCCUCUCCUGCUGGGCACCGCCCCGCACUCGGACCACGAGUUCCUGCUGCAUUACUGUGAAGCGUUCCUGCACGCCGCUCGCUGGCACCAACGGGACCGUGGAGCCGUUUGGAAGGUUCACUACCUGACCCCGGUCUUCCACCCGGACGGCGCGGGAGCCUGCUACGACAGAAUGGUGUGUCCGUGCUCCGGGGACAGGGUGGCCCGCCACGACCCACCUCUGCUGUUUGACCUCUCAAGGGACCCCUCGGAGGCCCACGCCCUCACGCCGGACACGGAGCCCGCGUUCCAUCAGGUGCUGGAGCGGGUGGCUCGGGCCGUGGAGGGCCACCGCCGCACACUCAGCCCUGUGGCUCUGCAGCUGGACGCCCACAGCAACUUCUGGAGACCGUGGCUGCAGCCCUGCUGUGGGGCAUUCCCGCUAUGCUGGUGUGACCGGGAAGGGGACGGGGAUGCGGACGGACAGACACCGCCUGACCGGGACCUCUGACGGGCUGCGUCUCCAUUUCUCCAUCCGGGCUGCCCACCCAGACAAUAGGCAAUGACCAGCCAAGUCCCUCCUACUACAGCAUCUCUCUGGGCAAAGGACCCCGGCCCUGCCCCCAGGAGAGCCUGUUCCAUCCCUGUGGACAGCUCAAGUCCCAAACCAACACAUUUCUCUGUCACACGGGUGUCCAGGCGCCCAAGGGGCCACAUUAAAGAGCGUGGGUUUAUCAUUUCCGCUUGGACCAGGACGCUGUGGUUU